Saccostrea cuccullata (small rock oyster) is the source of this 616-nucleotide messenger RNA. RefSeq names its product probable ATP-dependent RNA helicase DDX49. The record is from RefSeq and is a predicted model, not a curated record. The transcript is spliced from 7 exons. NCBI's taxonomy places the organism in Eukaryota, Metazoa, Mollusca, Bivalvia, Ostreida, Ostreidae. The coding region runs from base 8 to 616 and encodes 202 amino acids.
UUCUAUCAUGAUCUUUACCAACACAUGCAAAUACACACAGAUUCUGGGAAUGAUCUGCACACAGCUAGGCCUUCCCUGUGUUGUGUUACACUCCAUGAUCAGACAGAAGGAGAGGUUGGCAGCCCUGGCUAAAUUUAAAUCGAAUCAGAUCAACAUUCUGAUUGCCACUGAUGUAGCCAGCAGAGGGUUAGACAUUCCUACGGUGGACUUGAUUAUUAACCACAAUGUUCCCAAUAAACCUAAGGACUACGUACAUCGUGUGGGACGUACAGCUAGAGCAGGUCGUCAUGGAACUUCUAUUACCUUGGUCACCCAGUUUGAUGUCCGUCUGGUUCAUGCCAUUGAGGAGUUUGUCAAUUCAAAAAUGGAUGAGUAUGAUACCAAGGAAAAAGAAGUAAUGAAGAUUUUGGUAGAAGUUGCUACUGCAAAAAGAGAGGCAGAAAUCAAAUUGGAUGAAAGAGACUUUGUGGUCCAAAAGGAGAUAAACAAAAGGAAGAAGCUGCUGAUGGAAGGGAAGGAUCCAGAUGAAGAGGCCAGAAAGAAACAGAAAUACAUCAAGGAAAAAAAUCUAGAACAAAAGAAGAAAAGGAAAGAAAAAUUUGAACAAAAGACUUGA